AGAAGAAGAAGCAGCAGCAGCCGCCGCCGCCGCCGCCACGCUCUCAGCUCUCGUCUGUGGGCUGUGUCUUGCCUCUACCCCGGCGCGGGGCGGUCUUUGGCUGCUUCGGGAGAGGCGGAGUGGGGUACUGAGCCACGGCAGGUGUGGGUCUCAGCUGGUGGGGGCGGGGCUGCUUCGCGGGGCUCCUGCAAGCGGGCUGGCGAGCGCCUUUCUGUCGCGAGGGAGAAAGAGAGCCGGGAGUCUACAGCAGACAGAGCAGCCACUGAGCAGCGGGCGCCGAGCUUUAAAUGAGCAUUACUAUCGCGGCGCGGGCUGGCUCGGACCGAGCGCGUGUGGAGGCAGCGGGCGCGUCGCCUCGACUCCAGCAGAUUAAUACAGACUCCUGUUACAAGAUAUCUGUUUGGAUUUUAACGCCCUGGAACAUCCUCUCUUAUUAUUUUAACAAUCCCAUAAAUCCUUAGUUGGGUCGUCAAGAGCCGCAAAGCUGCUGUCCACGUGGACUGGUGCUGACAUUUCUCGUCCAGCUGCGAGAGCCUCUCCAUCUAAACCUAGAGACAUGGCAACAAAUGGAACAAAAGUUGCUGAUGGGCAAAUUUCCACAGAACUCAGUGAUGCCUCGAUCACCAAUGACAAGCCUAAGACACUGGUAGUGAAGGUGCAGAAGAAAAAAGGAGAUAUUCCAGAAAGAGACAGCUGGAAGGGAAAAUUUGACUUUCUGAUGUCCUGUGUGGGCUAUGCAAUUGGCUUAGGGAAUGUGUGGCGGUUUCCAUACCUUUGUGGGAAAAAUGGAGGAGGAGCUUUUCUGAUUCCGUAUUUCCUUACUUUAAUUUUUGCUGGAGUCCCUCUGUUUCUUUUGGAAUGUUCACUUGGCCAGUAUACUAACAUAGGAGGUCUGGGAGUUUGGAAGCUUGCUCCAAUGUUCAAAGGUGUGGGAUUAGCCGCUGCUGUUCUGUCCUUCUGGCUUAAUAUUUAUUACAUUGUGAUUAUUUCCUGGGCCAUAUAUUACUUAUACAACUCUUUUACCACAAAUCUUCCAUGGAGACACUGUGAUAACCCUUGGAACACAGAGCGCUGUUUCUCUAAUUACAGUAUAGCAAACACCACCAACAUGACAAGUGCUGUUCUGGAAUUCUGGGAACGUAACAUGCACCAAAUGACAGAUGGACUAGAAAAACCAGGCCAGAUCCGUUGGCCAUUAGCAAUUACAUUAGCAAUUGCCUGGGUUUUAGUGUAUUUCUGCAUCUGGAAGGGGGUAGGCUGGACAGGAAAGGUAGUAUACUUCUCUGCCACAUAUCCAUAUGUCAUGCUGAUUAUCUUGUUCUUCCGUGGAGUAACGUUACCUGGAGCAAAAGAAGGCAUUUUAUUUUAUAUAACACCAAAGUUUGAAAAGCUCUCAGACUCGGAGGUUUGGCUUGAUGCUGCCACACAGAUCUUUUUCUCUUAUGGUCUGGGUCUUGGUUCAUUGAUUGCUCUUGGAAGUUACAACCCUUUUAACAACAAUGUUUACAGGGAUUCUAUCAUAGUGUGCUGCAUAAAUUCUUGCACAAGCAUGUUUGCUGGUUUCGUUAUCUUCUCCAUUGUUGGAUUCAUGGCUCAUGUCACCAAGCGUCCUAUUGAAGAUGUUGCAAAAUCAGGUCCUGGACUUGCAUUUUUAGCCUAUCCAGAAGCCGUUACACAACUUCCAGUUUCUCCAUUGUGGGCAAUACUCUUCUUUUCCAUGUUGCUGAUGCUUGGAAUUGACAGUCAGUUCUGUACUGUUGAAGGAUUCAUAACAGCUCUAGUGGAUGAAUUUCCAAAGUUGUUGCGCAGUCGAAGAGAAAUUUUCAUUGCCAUUGUGUGCAUCAUUUCCUAUCUGAUAGGGCUGUCAAAUAUUACUCAGGGUGGACUAUAUGUGUUCAAGCUUUUUGACUAUUACUCUGCAAGUGGAAUGAGUCUCCUAUUUCUUGUAUUCUUUGAGUGUAUCUCCAUAUCCUGGUGCUAUGGUGUAAACAGAUUUUAUGACAAUAUCCAGGAAAUGGUUGGGUACAGACCCUGCAUCUGGUGGAAACUCUGCUGGUCUUUCUUUACUCCAAUCAUUGUGGGAGGUGUAUUUAUCUUCAGUGCUGUGCAAAUGACUCCUCUCACUAUGGGUAAUUAUGUAUUCCCAAAAUGGGGCCAAGGUGUUGGCUGGUUUAUGGCUCUAUCGUCUAUGGUGCUGAUUCCAGGCUACAUGGCGUACAUGUUUCUUACUUUAAAAGGUUCCUUAAAACAGCGUAUCCAAGUAAUGAUUCAACCAAGUGAAGAUAUUACUCAUCCUGAAAAUGGACCUGAACAAGCCCAGCAGAGCAACUCUGCUAACAAAGAAGCAUAUAUAUAAAUUUGGGUCUUUUGAAAUUAUACAAACCUUCCUCUGGAGGGUAAAAACAUAAGCAAAAGAAACAUGGUUGAAUAUGACCACAAAUUUAUGUCUGAGAAUAAAAUUACCUACCUCUAGUGGCACAAAAGACCAUCACCACUAUAAGAGAAGCAAUGUGGGUACGAUCAAACCAUUUUGUGGGAUUAGAUGUUGACAAUGUUUUGUGUUUCCUGGCAAUCCAUAGACUGUUAACAUUCUUAUUCUCUCUGAGUAAGAGCUGAAUACCUUUGGAAUUUAUAAUCAACACAUGUAGGCCAUUUUUAAUCUACCUUUUAGUGCAACAAUUUGAAGUUGUGUGCAGCUGGUUUUUAGUAGUUUAUUAAUAUAUUUCUUACAGUUUGAAUCCCAAGACUGUUUUUUCUGAGAACAGUUAAAUUGGAAAGCUGUUUUGUAUACACUAGCAAAGUAUUUUUUACAAAUAAAACUUACAAUGAAAACACUGCCCUCAAAAUAUGAACUAGCUUUAUUCUUGAGCUGGUUUUUCUAAUGUUCUUAAACAUCUCCUAACGUACAGCAGUAUAUUGAAUUGUUCGUAUACAAAUGCCAUUAGCAGGCUAUUUCUAGCUAUACAGCACAGCCUAAAAUGCAAUACUACCUAAUUCUAUCAGGCCUCUAGCAUUGAAUAUGUUAUAUUAUUUUAUAGUGAUAUAUCUUUUAGAAUAUUUUCAAUGGACCGUCUUUACUGUUUCAAAAAUCUGGAAUCUUUUGGGUUUUUUUUUUUAAUAGAAUCAGUAAUAUGGAUAUGUAUAAUUUCAAGUCCCUCUCAAAGCCUGCUAUAUUUAAAGCUGUACAAAUAAUAUUUCAUUUAAGCCAGGUUGUGCUUCACUUUAUGUCGUGCCAUUGAUAGGUAUAACACCUUACCACCGAAGGAGAAAACCAAACAAUUUGCUUAGACAGCAAAUGUUCCCCACUGAAUAUAAUUUAGGGCUCUGAAAUUAGCACUGCUCUAGUCUGUCUGUUGAAGGUCUAUCAACAAUAACAGUUUUUGACUAGCAAGCAUAUUAUAAAGCACUUUGAAGACAAAUUUAUUUUUAUGCUUUUAUUUAAGUACAUAUUUCUCAUAGAGAUGCAAGGGAAAGGUCUGGCCAUAAAUAAGUCCACUCUGGGCUCUCAGGUGCAUUUUCCACACAGGCAUUGAAGGCUAACAGAAUCUUGCUGUGUGGAAAACUGCAAGGCUUAAGAGUCCAUCAUGGCAACUUUUGUUUGGCAGCUAUGAAACAGACAGGAAGCAUCAUGGGAAAAGUGGUAUGCGAUGUUUGCUUUUAAAUGACUGUGACAGAACUGUGCAAUGAAACCUGCUUUUCAGCAAAACCUUGUGCAACGUACAAUGUUAGAUAGCACACACUCUAUGUAGAACUACUCCGUGAACAACCUGUUAACUGUGAACGUUGGGUUUUUUUGUUGUUUUUGUCUGAAGGUGACAAACAUAUGUUCUUGCAAUAAGGUAUUAUUCUCAGAAUGUCAAGCACAUUAUUGUAGAAAAUAUAUAUACAUAUAUUUCAGCUUAACAGGUAAAAAUCUCAUAGAAAGAGUAUUGUUUAGUAGGUUCUAAACUGUUUCAUACAGUAGGUCAACUGUAAAAUAUUCAGCAAUCUAUUAUACAUGAUAAAUGUCUAUAGAUGAACUCAAAAAUAAAUCCAAAUGUCUUGUAGAUUUUCAGGGUUUAGAAAAAAACACAUCUCAUAUUUCACAUGCUUCAUACACAUUAUACUUGUGAAUUUCAUUAGAUUUAAGAUAUGAAUUCAAACUUUAUUGUUUAUGUAACCGAGUCCCAUGUUGUUCUAAGAAAAAUAAAGUAUUCAAUGUUUGAUUGUAAAACAAUUAUGACAGAUGUUUGACAGAUUUGCUGUUCAGCAAAACUGUACAAACGUAUCAUAUAUAGCACAAAAAUAGUGUUGUAGAACUACUGUGUGUACACUGUGAAUAGCUGUAUCUUUUUGUAGUAUUUGCCCUUAAAAAGAAGAAGAAAAUAUAUGAUCAUAUAUGCUUUUUGCAAUAAUGAAUUAUUCUCUAAACACCAAGCAAAUUUAUCUCUAUAGAAAAAUAUAUAUGUAAUAUAUACAUAUUCUAAAAUAUAUAUAGAGCCUGUUUUAAAAAAAAGAGAGUACAGUAUAAUUUAGAAAACUGCAACUUGUUCUAUGGACCAAAUGUAAAAUAUUUAUAAAUUAAGAUGCAUUUUAAAUGUCUAUAAAUGGUGUCCUAACUAAAGCACGGUUGUUAUGUAACUUUCCAAGAGUUUAGAAAAAAUAAAGGUUAUAUUAUA
Messenger RNA from Hemicordylus capensis (graceful crag lizard), 4658 nucleotides. RefSeq names its product solute carrier family 6 member 1 (gene SLC6A1). The coding region runs from base 557 to 2356 and encodes 599 amino acids. Gene Ontology annotation, molecular function: gamma-aminobutyric acid:sodium:chloride symporter activity. The transcript is spliced from 15 exons. The record is from RefSeq and is a predicted model, not a curated record. Gene Ontology annotation, cellular component: cell surface; plasma membrane; axon. Lineage: Eukaryota; Metazoa; Chordata; Lepidosauria; Squamata; Cordylidae. Gene Ontology annotation, biological process: neurotransmitter transport; sodium ion transmembrane transport.